This is a messenger RNA of Closterium sp. NIES-67, 2151 nucleotides long. NCBI's taxonomy places the organism in Eukaryota, Viridiplantae, Streptophyta, Zygnematophyceae, Desmidiales, Closteriaceae. The record is from the annotation of a GenBank genome assembly.
UUCUGGUUUACAGCACUAACUUACCGCAAUGUGCAGAAGGCAUAAUUCACAACCAUGUGAGGUUGAUCACCAACUUAGACUCCCCGAUUCUCUUCUGCCUUCCGUUGUGCUCCUUUUCUGUCCCGUUCGAGACGAUGGUAACGACUGGUGAGCCAGAGACUCGGUGUGUACGAGGCUGUUGCGUGAGCGCAGAAGUAAAGCUGAACGUGCCUAAAGCAGACAUAAGGGCAGGACCGCUGAUUGCAAAGGGCCCCGAAAGCAGCGUAUAUGAAGGGUCUUUCUUGGACCAGCCGGUUGCUGUGAAGAAGCCACGAUUGUCAACAUCCGAAGAUAUGGAUCGAUUCCACAAAGAGCUGAAGCUCCUUAGCUCGCUCAAGCAUCCCCACAUCGCCACGCUACUUGCUGCACGAGCUUAUCCUCCUGACUAUCUCCUGGUUUUCACCCUCUAUCGUGGAGGGAACCUUCAUGAAGCACUUCACACGAAACAGUGGAAGCCAUCUUUGCUGGAUGUCCUUCGCAUAGGCUAUCAGGCGGCUCAGGCACUAGCUUACAUUCAUUCGUCGGGCGUUGUGCACCGGGAUGUGAAACCAUCCAACAUUCUGCUUGAUGAUUCAGGCGACGCAUUUUUGUCUGAUUUUGGUCUGGCAGCGCACGCCAGCGAGUUCCAGAAGCAUUCUGCUGCAAAUUGGCAAUCAACUGGGAAACCAACAGGGGGGUUUCACAAGAAGAACAUGGUUGGUACUUUGAGAUACAUGGCACCUGAGAUCCUCAAGAAGGAUGUUCACACCCUGAAGUCAGAUGUUUAUAGCUUCGGCAUCACUUUCAAUGAGCUUGCCACCGGGGUCAUCCCUUACUCUGACUGUACAACAGACGUCCAGGCUCACACCGUUUUGGAGAUGGACUACUCUGAACAGCAGCUGGCUGCAGCCAUUACCACAUUCAAUCUCAGACCAAAUCUUCCUGGUCGAAACACUCCGGCCAUGGCGAAACUGCGGAGCCUCAUUGAAGAGUGCUGGCAUUCAGACAUGAAAAUACGGCCUUCGAUGUCUGACGUGGCCCAUGGCAUCGAGGGGAUUCUUUCAGGCAGUGUGCCUCUUCCCAUGGUCCACGCCCAACAGCCGAGCUUAGUCCACAGCCAACCAGGAGCGUCGCAAGAAUUUUUGCCAGAAUCAUUCACGACUUCCAAGGAAACUGUGUUGUCUAGCAAGGUCGUGAACCUUGCCGCACAGGCGGCAGCCCACACGUCAGCGAUUUCCAUUGGGUCUUUUGCAACAAGUGGAGCAAGAGAGAAGAUGGAGGACCGGCAUUUCAUGAAAGAUUUCCUGGCCGGGUCCUCUGCCAUUCAUUUGUUUGGGGUUUUUGAUGGUCAUCGAGGGUAUGAAGCUGCGGAAUUCUGCGCACAGAACCUCCCUGAAAUCGUUAUGGACAAGCUGUCCGAUCUCAGUCCACCUGAGGCUCUUGUGGCAUCAUUCUUGGCGACUGACAAGGCCUUAGAAUCAAAGCUGAGAAAUCAGCGGAAGACCCGGACUGACAGUGGCAAGGGGUGGUAUCCAGGGUGCACAGCAUGCGUGGCCCUUGUGAUUGGAGCCGACAUGUAUAUUGCCAACGCUGGCGACUGCAGGGCUGUUUUGAAGCAGUCUGGUCAAGUGAAGGCACUGUCGCGGGAUCACGUCGCCAGUGACCCAGAAGAGCGCAGUCGAGCCGAGAAAGCUGGCGGUUUGGUGCAGUGGCGAGUCAACACUUGGCGCGUGGGAGUAGCUGGCAUUGAAGUUACACGGUCAUUGGGAGACCAUGACAUGAAACCUGCAGUGACAGCAGAACCGGAAGUUAUGCACCACAAGCUUUCUGCAGACGAUGAGUUCCUGGUCAUGGCGAGUGAUGGGUUGUGGGAGAAGUUAAGCAAUGAAGAGGUGGCACAGUAUGUGCUAGACACUGUAAAGGAGCCCUCAAUGAGCAGCAAACGCCUAGUGACAGAGGCAGUAGAUCGGGGGAGUCAAGACAACGUCACAGCCAUCGUUGCAUACCUGAAGAAUGUAUCUACUGUAGAAAGGAUCUUCUAGCUUUGUUCACAGUGGAGUUCUGAUGAAACUGAAGGUGCAGUCUGCAACGUGUAGUCUGUUUUUUCAUCAUUUCAACAGCCUGCAAGAUCAA